AUGGACGCAUCUCAAGAUCAACCGAUGCAGGAAGCGCCCGAAGAAGUUUCCUCUACAUUACCCGUGUCCGUCGAUGAGCAACGCGCUCUGGACCUCUACGACAAGCUACAAGAACUUCGUCUGGAAAUUGCCAUCAUCAACGCGCAAAAGUCGCUACAAGGAUCGGUAGACGAGGGUGUUUCUACAGAGGAGGCUGCCGCGACCGCGCGCAAUGAGCUCUCAGACACGCGCGCCCGCUACGUGCUGCGCAACCAGAUUGUUGAUUCUGUGUUAUCCACAAACCCGAUCCUGAAGGCCGUACACAAUGGCACAGAAGCCUCACCCGUUGAGAGGGAUCUUCUGCCGUACGUACAGCAGCGUGACGAGGUGGCCAUCGCGGUGGCUAGUCUGGCCACCUUCCGAGGCAAGACGCGAGAGGAGACUACAGCACUACAAACAGAAGAGCUUCGGGCUUCAAAACAGAACGUGGCACUCGCUGCACAGGUGCUGCAACUCGCCGCCAACCUGGAGCAGAAACGUUCGGCCUACUUGGAGGACGACGGCGCACAACAGGCCAUACGUGAACUUGGCAAUGGCCUUAAGGAAAGCCGACAACGCUGGAGAAUGAUCAAAGGAGUUACAGCAGGCGUAGUUGCUGGCAGUGGCGUAGAUUGGGCGCGAGAUGAGGCACUUGGUGAGCUAGUCUUGGACCCAGAAGACAAUAUGUGA
Messenger RNA from Emericellopsis cladophorae, 708 nucleotides. RefSeq lists its product as uncharacterized. Lineage: Eukaryota; Fungi; Ascomycota; Sordariomycetes; Hypocreales; Bionectriaceae. The transcript has 3 exons. Gene Ontology annotation, cellular component: kinetochore. Gene Ontology annotation, biological process: kinetochore assembly. Bases 1 to 708 code for a protein of 235 amino acids. The record is from RefSeq and is a predicted model, not a curated record.